Molecule: messenger RNA, 582 nt
Organism: Mobula hypostoma (lesser devil ray)
Lineage: Eukaryota; Metazoa; Chordata; Chondrichthyes; Myliobatiformes; Myliobatidae
Gene: glrx
Product: glutaredoxin (thioltransferase)
Exons: 3
Coding region: 68-400 (110 amino acids)
Cellular component (GO): mitochondrion
Molecular function (GO): glutathione disulfide oxidoreductase activity
Source: RefSeq, a predicted model, not a curated record
CCUCCACUUCUGAAGGGCUGAGGAGGAGAAGCGUCUGUGCUCGGCGCUGACUCACUGGAAGCGGACCAUGGCUCAAGCAUACGUGGACGCAAAAAUCCAGGCGGACAAAGUGGUCCUUUUUAUCAAAAAGUCCUGUCCUUACUGUGAUCUAGCGAAGAACGUGUUUGGAAAUUUUGAGUUCAAAAAAGACAGGCUACAGAUUUACGACAUUGCGGACCAUGCCGAGAUGAAGGAGAUUCAAAAUUACUUGGAAAGUAUAACCGGAGCCAGGACGGUGCCCCGUGUAUUCAUUGGGACUAAGUGUGUGGGAGGUGGUUCUGACGUUAAGCAGCUCCACGAGUCUGGAGCGCUGAAGGAGAAGCUCAUUGCCAUCGGUGCCUUAUCGUCCGAGCCUCAAUAGGUGCCAAGGACAGACAGUUCAACAACCUGUUACAUGAGAAUACAACGAGAUCUUCCAGAGUGAACGUGGUGUCUGUACUCAGUCAAUUUCUGCAAGUACGAACUUGACGGCCAUCUAUGGCUUUCCACAAACGCUUGUUCUUCAUCUGCAUAUAAAUGUAAUAAAGAGACUCCAAUUAAUAA